GGAUUCACAUCUCACCUACACGUGGCAUCAUCCAACGCUCUGGAGAGAGCAGGUCUUCAGGGAGUUCUUUGCGGUGACCGUCUAUAGCCGGUGGAGCCGGUGACAGGGGUCAAUGGUAUAAGAGUUGGGGUUUAAGCCAUGGUGAGGAAGGGGUGGUUUUCACAGGGUUUUUGGUUAUCUUUUCAAUUUCAACCGAAAGAGAGAAAAUAACGAUUUAGAUAAAACAACAAAAGCAAAAAUUAAAAGGUUGGGGGGAAUUGAGUGAAAAUUUUGAACUUUUUUUGUUCUUUGUUUGAUUUUGUGAUCGUGUAAAAUGGAUUGGAUGAUCUGGGUUGUUGAAGAUUCAAGAUGGGUUUUUUCUGAGAGGAAAAAGUUGUGAUCUUGCUUAGUUGUUGGCAUAGUUGUAGAAUUUUGUUUGCAGAAGAAAAUGAUGUGGAUAUCACUCAUGGUGGCAUGGAAGAGAUUUUGAUUCCUAAAAGAGUGAACUCCAUCGCUUAUUUGGUGUAACUAAAGCUAAUGCCGAUUUGAUUCUAUUCCGUCAUGAAAAGGUGUCGUCCCCAUUCUCGUUGCAUUUGGAUUAUUUCCUAGUCAGGCUCUGGAAGACUGGUCUUCCUGUUGUAUGAACUCACUGGGUAUGGUUCUGAGAUAUGUCAUUGCAGAAGAGAUCAGAGUAUGGAUUUAAUGGCUAUCAGGUGCCUCCAACUCCUCGAGCUGCCAGAUCAGUUAGGAAAAGGAGCUUAGUUAAGAGAAGAACCGAUGACAACCAAAUGUGUGCAUUUGACUUAUUGGCGACUGUAGCUGGAAAGUUACUCUUGGAUGGCGAAAGCCUGCCAUCUGCAAAUACAUCUUCUGGAAAAGAGCAGCCCCCCACUUUGGGAAAUUCAGCUGGGAAGGAAGAUAAGGACGAGCAUAAGUCUUUAGAAGAAAAACCUGGAGAUCGAGAUUGUUAUGAAAGAAACUUUCUUUUUACGGAAAUUGUCUCUGAAGCGCCUAAUCCAAAUUCCUCUUCUAACAAACCUGCUUGCACACAAAAUGAUAGAAUCUCUAGGCCCGCUUCGGGUAUAACGUCUUCUGAUUGCUCGGAGAAGUUUGGUUCUGCAGAACAUUUGGUUAACGAUGAAUGCAAGCUCAGCCUUGGGAUUUCUACUCCUUCAGUAGAUAUCGAGUCAUCUGGUCUUAGAAUAUCUGCUAAUUCAGGGUCGGAGGAAGAAAGUAGGAAGGACAGGAAAGACAUAAAACUGGUUUCUGCAAAUUUUAGGAAUUCGUCGCUAAGUAAUAAGGUUCCUCUGUGCAGUUCAGUUCAUCCAGAGGUGCCAGACAGAAAAUCCUCUGCUUUAGUGUGUUCAGUUGAUAGUGUGAAGUUUCCCUUUUGCAGGGACCGCGCUCCUUGUGGUCCUCUUCUCGUUAACCGGGAGAAUGUAAAGUUAGUUAAGAGAGAUGAUGACGAUAACUCUUCUGAAUGCGUCGAACCUAGCACCAGAAACAAGGCUUUUAAGCCACCCGGGGACCGUAGGUUCAGAAAGUUUCUAGCACCUAAGCAUUGUAAAAUAACUUCAAUUGUGAAGGACGAUGAAUGCUCUAAUGCUGAAAGACACAAUUUUCUCAACAGGAAGAAUGGUCUUAAGCGGCAGAGGUCUCUCAGGGAUUAUCCUUUCAAAAAGAGGAAGCUUUACGAUUGUAGCUCCGCCUCUAAUUCUGAUGAAAGCAUCACCGGUGAUGGAAUGUUCGGAGUGUCUGAGAAUGGUGCUAAUGAAGAUGGACACAGAUCUGGUGAUCUGCCAGGAGCAAAUGCAGCCCCAACUUCUGUAGCAGGAGGAUAUAAUUCCUUCCACUCCACUAAUAGCCAAGUCAAGCUUAGGAUCAAGACCUUUAGGGUUCCCGAGUUAUUUAUCGAGAUUCCAGAAACUGCAACAGUUGGUUCUCUAAAGUGUAUGGUUAUGGAAGCAGUAAAUGCAGUACUUGGCAGUGGGUUACGUGUUGGAGUAGUACUUCAGGGUAAGAAGAUUCGAGAUGAUAGCAAGACUUUGUUGCAGACCGGAAUUUGUCAUGAUAACAAGAUGGAUACCCUGGGAUUCACUCUCGAGGCGAACCCUGCUCCAGCCUCGAUAAGAUCAUAUCCCGAAGAUGGUCAAGGUCAACUGCCGUGCGACAAUCCUCAACCACUCGCCAGGUAUCCGCCCGCGCCUAGUAUUACUCAAAGUGCUGGCCAGCUGGGGACUCAUGAUACUCAUCUGGAUCUUCAUGGAAGCUUCAACAAUUUCAUAGAAAGCGAUCACGACUCAGCUCCUUCUCCUCCUGGCAUGUCGUUGCAGAGAACAACUUCAGAAUCGAAGGCACUGGUCCCAGUGCCUUCAGCGAAACAAGAUGCAUUAGCUGUGGUGCCGCUGAGAAAAUCUAAGCGAUCUGAGUCUACACAGCGACGCAUCCGUAGACCCUUCACCGUUGCUGAAGUGGAAGCUCUAGUUCAGGCCGUUGAGAAACUUGGAACUGGAAGAUGGCGCGAUGUGAAACUUAGAGCUUUUGAUAAUGCAAAACAUAGAACUUACGUCGAUUUGAAGGAUAAGUGGAAGACAUUGGUCCACACGGCCGGAAUAUCUCCUCAGCAAAGGCGGGGUGAGCCUGUGCCACAGGAACUCCUCGACAGGGUCUUGACGGCUCAUGCUUACUGGUCACAGCAGCAACCAAAACAGCAUCAGCUCAAGUCGGAACCGGACACAUGUCUUCUUCUAUGAAAGGGUGGGGUUCCAUUAGUCGAAAAGACAAGACCCAUCUGUCUAGGUGUGGUCUUUUCCUCUCUUGUUUUUAUUUUUCUGUGAUUAAUAGUACAAUACUACUACUACUACUAUGUAUAAAAAGUGUGUGUAAAAAGGGGAGUAAAUUAGUCUUUUUAUGUACUAAUAUUUGGGUUGUAGCAGUUGUAAAUGGGUUACAGAAUAAGAGGCUUUCAGCUAACAGAAUUCAUUAUGCUGGGAAACUGGCAAUCUUUUUAAUGUGAAGUUUCUCUCUCUGGUUGAAUUGAGAGUCUCAGUUGUCAAUUCUCUAGUGUAUCAGCUCUCUUGUUAAUGUAGAAUCAAUUGAUUCUUGGUUCUUGCCCAGUUUAGAGGUAUUAUUGUAACAGGGGUGUUUUUGUUAUAAACAUUUUUCACUUGUAUAUCUUCAUCAUCAUAAUCGAGAAUCUAUAUAUUGCUUCUUUUU
Molecule: messenger RNA, 3195 nt
Organism: Salvia splendens (bonfire salvia)
Lineage: Eukaryota; Viridiplantae; Streptophyta; Magnoliopsida; Lamiales; Lamiaceae
Product: telomere repeat-binding protein 1-like
Exons: 11
Coding region: 648-2732 (694 amino acids)
Molecular function (GO): protein binding
Source: RefSeq, a predicted model, not a curated record